This is a messenger RNA of Impatiens glandulifera, 1809 nucleotides long. RefSeq names its product external alternative NAD(P)H-ubiquinone oxidoreductase B2, mitochondrial-like. NCBI's taxonomy places the organism in Eukaryota, Viridiplantae, Streptophyta, Magnoliopsida, Ericales, Balsaminaceae. The record is from RefSeq and is a predicted model, not a curated record. The transcript is spliced from 10 exons. The coding region runs from base 41 to 1771 and encodes 576 amino acids. Gene Ontology annotation, molecular function: NADH dehydrogenase activity; calcium ion binding.
CUUGAUAUCAUUCCAUAACUCAUAACUAGGGUUUCAAGAUAUGAGCGGUUUUAGGUUUUUCCGCCGGACUCCUAAACUCAUUCAAGAACAUCCUAGAGUAUGUACUGCCUUACUUCUCACCGGAAUCAGUGGAGGAAGUUUGUUGGCUUUCACAGAACAUAAAGCUUAUGCUCAUUCUAAUGAAGGUGAUUCAAAGAAGAAGAAGGUGGUUGUUCUUGGUACUGGUUGGGCUGGAACAAGUUUUUUGAAAAAUUUGAAUCAUCCUUCAUAUGAGAUUCAUGUGGUUUCCCCUAGAAAUUAUUUUGCAUUCACUCCUUUGCUACCGAGUGUUACAGUUGGAACAGUCGAAGCACGGAGUGUUGUUGAGCCUAUUCGCAACAUAACGAAAAAUAAACCAUUUGAUACUCAGUUUAGAGAAGCUGAAUGUUUGAGGAUUGAUGCGGAAAACAAAAAGGUUUUAUGUAGAUCUAGUCAAGAUACUAAUUUGGGUGGGGAAGAACAUUUUGAGGUUGAUUAUGACUACUUGAUUAUAGCACUUGGUGCCCGUUCAAAUACAUUUAACACUCCAGGAGUUGAAGAAAACUGCCAUUUCUUGAAGGAGGUUGAAGAUGCUCAGAGAAUCCGUAGGACAGUGGUUGAUUGUUUUGAGAGGGCGAGUAUCCCGAGCAUUAGUGAUGAAGAGAGGAAGAGACUUUUGCAUUUUGUUAUUGUUGGUGGAGGACCAACUGGAGUGGAGUUUGCAGCUGAACUUCAUGACUUUGUCACUGAUGAUUUAGCCAGUUUAUAUCCACUCCUUAAAGAUCAUGUGCAGAUAACACUUCUUGAGGCAGCUGAUCACAUUCUCAAUAUGUUUGACAAACGAAUCACAACAUUUGCUGAACAAAAGUUUCGCAGAGAUGGUAUUAAUCUAAAAACAGGUUCAAUGGUUACAAAAGUAACAGAUAAGGCAAUCACUACCAAAGAAAGAGCAACUGGUGAAAUUAAAUCCACUGAGUAUGGAAUGAUUGUUUGGUCAACUGGUAUUGGAACGCGCCCAGUCAUUACAAACUUUAUGAAGGAAAUUGGACAGGGAAAUAGACGUGCUUUAGCAACUGAUGAAUGGCUGCGUGUAGAAGGACACGAAAAUGUGUAUGCAAUGGGUGAUUGUGCCACUAUAAAUCAACGCUCAGUAAUGGCUGAUAUAACAGAGAUAUUUAGCAAGGCUGACAAGAACAAAACUGGGAAGCUGACAGUAAACGACUUCAAAGAUGUGAUAAAGGACAUUUUCGAGAGGUACCCACAAGUGGAGAUACAUAUGAAAAGGCAGCAGUUGAAAGGUUUUAAUGCCUUGCUGCAGAAUUCUCAAACAUCGAGUAAAAAAGAAGUUAUUGAUAUUGAAGUGUUCAAGAAUGCUCUUUCUGAAGUCGAUACACAAAUGAAAAAUCUUCCAGCAACAGCACAGGUAGCUGCUCAGCAAGGUGUAUAUCUUGCCAAAUGCUUCAAUAACAUGGAAGAAUGUGAAAAGAAUCCAGAGGGACCACUGAGGUUCAGGGGAACAGGGAACCAUAGGUUUCAUCCUUUCAGGUAUAGGCAUUUGGGACAAUUUGCUCCAUUGGGUGGAGAACAAACUGCUGCACAACUUCCAGGUGAUUGGGUUUCAAUUGGAUAUAGCUCUCAGUGGCUCUGGUACUCAGUAUAUGCAAGCAAACAGAUGAGUUGGCGAACAAGGAUGCUGGUGGUGUCUGACUGGGGAAGGCGGUUCAUUUUCGGAAGAGACUCGAGUCGUAUAUGAUCGAAUCGAUAUAUGAUGCUCUUUCCCAGAUAUGCUAC